Messenger RNA from Vicia villosa (hairy vetch), 1147 nucleotides. RefSeq names its product probable caffeoyl-CoA O-methyltransferase At4g26220. NCBI's taxonomy places the organism in Eukaryota, Viridiplantae, Streptophyta, Magnoliopsida, Fabales, Fabaceae. Gene Ontology annotation, molecular function: O-methyltransferase activity; S-adenosylmethionine-dependent methyltransferase activity. The coding region runs from base 171 to 887 and encodes 238 amino acids. The transcript is spliced from 5 exons. The record is from RefSeq and is a predicted model, not a curated record.
AAUUCCAAACAAGGAAAUCAUGAACCAUCGUGCAUUCUUUGCGUGAAAGAUCCUAUAUAAGAAUACGAUCUAUAUAAGAAUACAAUCAUAUUCACUGAAAAAUCUAUCCAUACUCGUUCCUUUGAUUUGGAUGCUGGUUGUUAAUAGCGUGAAGGGUUGCAGAGAAAUAGAUGGACAAUAUAUCAAAGUCAACAGUUUCUCCCAAUCCAAUUAUUUUGAAGAGUGAGGGCUUACUCAAGUAUAUACUAGAAACCAGCGUUUAUCCACGAGAAGCAGAGAUUCUCAAAGAACUAAGGAAUGCAACCACAAAUCAUCCUCUUGGCUUCAUGGGCACUUCACCUGAUGCGGGUCAGCUAAUGGCCUUGCUCUUGAAACUUUUAAAUGCUAAAAAGACAAUUGAAAUAGGAGUUUUCACCGGAUACUCUCUUCUCCUCACCGCACUUAACACUCCUCGUGAUGGAAAGAUUACAGCUUUGGAUCCAGACAGAAAAGCAUAUGAGAUAGGACUUCCAUUCAUCAAAAAGGCUGGUGUUUUGCACAAGAUUGACUACAUAGAGUCUCCAGCUUUGCCGGUUCUUGAUAAACUCCUACAAGAUCCUGCGAAUGAAGGGACUUUUGGCUUUGCCUUCGUUGACGCUGACAAAAAUAACUACUGGAAUUACCAUGAGAGGCUUAUCAAAUUGGUUAAGAUUGGCGGGAUUGUUGCCUAUGAUAACACACUUUGGGGAGGAACUGUUGCUUUACCAGAAAUGGCAGUGUCAGAACCAAAGAGAGAAUGGAGAAGAUUCACACUUGCUUUUAACGAAGCAAUUUCAAGGGAUUCUCGUCUUGAACUUGCUUUUGUUUCAAUAGGAGAUGGGCUCACUAUAUGCAGGCGCAUUCGCUGAUUUAAUUUGAUUCCCAAUAUUGAGUUAUGAUCAAUAGUCCAAGACAUGGUCUAAGAAAAUUACACUCCCCAAUUUUUUUUCUUAAUAUAGCAACUAGAACUAACAUGAACGCAUUUGUUAUUGCAUAACCCAUAAUAUGGGUUGUUAAGAAUCGGUUACAAUAAUCAACCCCGGGUUUUCUAUAUGUUCUUAAUCAUUGUAUUAGAGACCAGUCAAUGAAAACAAAAUUAACAAUGAUCAUUUACAGCCUGUGUAUUUGG